This is a messenger RNA of Megalobrama amblycephala (Wuchang bream), 2178 nucleotides long. RefSeq lists its product as uncharacterized. The transcript has 4 exons. Gene Ontology annotation, molecular function: hydrolase activity, acting on ester bonds. NCBI's taxonomy places the organism in Eukaryota, Metazoa, Chordata, Actinopteri, Cypriniformes, Xenocyprididae. The record is from RefSeq and is a predicted model, not a curated record. The coding region runs from base 228 to 1373 and encodes 381 amino acids.
AUGUGCAUAGGACACCUGCUCGUGUUGAAACUUGCGAAUGUGUUGAAAUGCUCGCUUAACGUAGAUGACACACGGACGCACUUGUGCUUGGGGUUUAGGCUUACCCUUCAAAUAACCAUUAUAUAAACAGCAGUCACAUCGCACCGGCGACUAGAGGAAACAGCAGUUGUGUGGAAACUUUGCGCUCUCGUCUUUCGUGAACCGCGCACGUCCGUGAAGCUCUAGCUAUGAGUGCGCGUGCUAAUAUUUCUUGUUUAGAAGAAGCCAAACGAGUGGCUAUUUUUGGAGGCACACAUGGAAAUGAGAUGUCCGGCAUUAUGCUGGUAAAUAUGUGGAUAGAGAAUGCAGCCGAGAUAGAAAGAAACAGACUGGUGACCAAGCCGUUCAUAAGCAACCCUAGAGCAGUGGAGAAAUGUACUAGGUACAUCAACACGGAUUUGAACAGAGCCUUUACGCCCGAGAACCUCAGUGCUCCAGAUGUUGAAGGGCUUCCAUAUGAAGUCCGGAGGGCCAAGGAAAUCAAUCAGAUGUUCGGACCCAAAGGAAGCUCGGAUGCAUAUGAUGUCAUCUUUGACCUUCACAACACAACCUCAAACAUGGGCUCCACCCUCAUUCUGGAAAGCUCAACAGACCUGUUCAACCUUCAGAUGGUACAUUAUAUCAAAAAAGCUAUGGCCCCCCACACCUGUUCAGUACUGUUAAACGAACACCCACAGCUGAAGUAUUCAACCACACGUUCUGUGGCCAAACACCCAAUUGCAGAGACCAUCGAGCGUUCGGCUCCAUUGGACUCCCUUGGACCCUCGACUCCGCCUGGGUCAGACAUCGCCAUCACAUCGCCAUGGACUUACGGGUCGUUCGAGUUUCUCCGACCCUCCACCCCUACGGCUCCAAUUGGCUCCGCCUUCCCUCAGACUCCGCCUCGGCCCUCAGUCGUUCCAGCUCCACCUCAGCCCUCCGGUACCCUGCUGCUGCCUCGGGGGGCCGUUGCUGUGACUCCGUCGCAGACUCCGAGACCAUCAGCAUCACUCUGUUCCUUCGGCUCUCUGUCUUCGCCCAAAGCUCUACCUCCAUCGGCUGCGCUGCUUCCACGCCUCCCCAAGGUUGUUUGGAGAGUUUCACCACCUCGGCUCCAGCAACGCCGCCGUGGGUCGCUGUCCUGGAUGUGGCCUGGAGCAUCACCUGGACUCCCCUGCUCAAGGCUACUCACUGGAUUUCACCACCAUCUACACCUCCCUGGACUCCAUCUCCUGCACCUCCCUGGACUCCUGCACUUCGCCUCCUCCCAGUUAGCCGUCCGCCUCCUGAGCCGCCUCCAACUCAAUCUUCAGCAUCCCAUCUUCAUCUUCCACUCUCUUUCUGGGAGGGGGUGAUAUGUUACAUGCACACUCUGUUUUGGACUUGUUGUUGUUCCAUUUCCCGCCACUAGUCAUUCACCAUGGUAACUGAUCAACUCAUCAUCACAUCCAGCUGUGUCUUAUCACCCACCUUGUUAUCCCAUGUAUAUAAGCCCUUUCCAGUCAUGUGUUGUCCGGUAUCGUUCAUGUAUACUUUGGUGUGUGUUCCUGUAUGUUCCUGAUCUUUCCAUUUGGAUUUCCUAGUAAAAGACUUGUUUUGAUUAUAUGUCCUCGUCAUGUGCUUUAUACACCAGGGUUUUGUAACACUAAUAAAGAGUAUCUGAUUAAUAAAUUAAUAUAUGAAUUGCUAUUAAUUAAAUGUGUCAUCUUUUAAUAAUUCAUUAACAACAUAUAAUAUCAACUAGUAGCGUAAAUUAAUGUGUUCAUUUACACAAUGGGUCAAAGCCAUGAAUUUCAGCUUUCAGUUGUCUGCUUUAAUUAAUCAUUAGCUAAUCAUUUGCAAAGAUAGCAUUAUGUUAUGACUUUACUUGUUGAAGCACAUGACUAUUAGCUCAUUAUUAAGUAAUACAACCCCAAAUCCAGAAAAGUUGGGAUAUUUUUUAAAAUGUAUUAAAAUCAAUAAUCUGUGAUUUGUUGAUUCUCUUUAACUGACAAAAGUACACUCUAAAACUAAAAGUGGUUCUUGGCUCGUAAUAAGGGGAACCACUUUUGGUGCUAUGUAGCACCAUAUGUUUAAAGGUGCUUUACAGCACCUUUGUCAAAUGGUGCUAUGUAGAACCCAUAAGAGGUGCCAUAUCACAUUUUAUUUCUUCAACAAAAA